Molecule: messenger RNA, 4323 nt
Organism: Trichomycterus rosablanca
Lineage: Eukaryota; Metazoa; Chordata; Actinopteri; Siluriformes; Trichomycteridae
Gene: prdm5
Product: PR domain containing 5
Exons: 16
Coding region: 107-1993 (628 amino acids)
Biological process (GO): regulation of transcription by RNA polymerase II
Molecular function (GO): protein binding; RNA polymerase II cis-regulatory region sequence-specific DNA binding; DNA-binding transcription factor activity
Source: RefSeq, a predicted model, not a curated record
AGUUCGGGCUGUGUUUUGAUUCUGAGUUGAGCACGAAAAGCAAACACUUUAACUCGCUGUAAACUUGACAUUUCUCCUCAGUGUUCUGUUUUCAAAUCUGUAGAAAAUGUUGGGCAUGUACGUGCCAGACAGGUUCAUUCUGAAGUCCUCCAAAGUGCAAGACGGAGUCGGACUGUUCACUGCGAGACCAGUCAACAAGGGGGAAAAGUUUGGCCCGUUUGCGGGUGAGAAGCGAAUGCCCAGUGACUUGAAUGACAGCAUGGACCCGAGGCUGAUGUGGGAGGUCCGUGGAAACAGAGGUGAUGUGCUUUACAUACUGGAUGCCAGCAAUCCUCGACAUGCUAACUGGCUCCGCUUUGUGCACCAGGCGCCAUCUCAGGAACAGAAGAACCUCGCUGCGAUCCAGGAUGGGGAGAAUAUCUUCUACCUGGCGGUGGAUAAUAUAGAGCCGGAUACAGAGCUGCUGAUCGGCUACCUGGACAGUGAUAUGGAGGAGGACGACGAGGACGACGAGAUAGUUAAAGAUGAAGAAGAUGGCAAAGAAGCCAAAGCCACAAACACCCAGCCAGAAUCAGUAAUAAAGCAGGAAGAUCACCCCUGUUUGCUGUGUGAGAGCAGUUUUCCCAGUGAGGAGGUUCUGGCUGAGCACUUACAGAGUCUGCACCAGAGAGCCAGCGCUGAGGACAAGGAGUUCAAAUGUCGAAACUGUGGAAAGGAGUUUCCAGUUAAACAAGCUCUACAGCGCCAUGUUCUGCACUGCACAGAAAGUCCUGAUUUGUCAGUAGACGCUUCCAAAGUUCAUCAGUGUGCUCUCUGCCAUUCAUCCUUCAGCUCUGAGUCCAGCUUUGAGCAGCAUAAGGAAGCAUGUAAAGGAGAAGCUAGAUUUAUCUGUAAGGUUGAAAGCUGUGGGAAGAGAUUUAAGAGCAAAGAUGCCUUAAAGAAACACAAAAGCAACGUACACACAGGCAGCACUCGCAGGAAGCUCAUCUGCACCAUCUGCAACAAGAAAUGCUCGUCUUCAGUCAACCUGCAGGAGCAUCGCAAGGUCCACGAGAUCGUCGACUGCACAGAGUGUGACAAGAAGUUUAUCUCGACCAAUCAGCUGAAGCGCCACAUGAUCACACAUUCAGAAAAGCGGCCGUACACCUGUGAGAUCUGCAACCGCAGCUUUAAACGUUUGGACCAGGUGACCGCUCAUAAGAUCAUCCACAGCGAGGAUAAACCAUACAAGUGCAAGCUGUGCUGGAAGGAGUUCGCCCAUCGCAACGUCUACAAGAACCACAAAAAAACACAUUCGGAGGAGAGGCCGUUUCAGUGUGAGGAGUGUAAGGCCCUGUUCCGCACCCCGUUCUCCCUACAGCGUCAUCUCCUCAUCCACAACAGUGAGCGGACUUUCAAGUGCGACCAGUGCGACGCCACAUUCAAGCGCAAGGACACGCUGAACGUGCACAUCCAGGUGGUUCACGAUGGCCACAAGAAGUACAAAUGUGACCUGUGUGAGAAAGCUUUCGUCACUCCCUCCGUCCUCAAGAGCCACAAGAAGACUCACACCGGAGAGAAGGAGAAGAUCUGUCCCUACUGCGGUCAAAAGUUCGCCAGUAACGGGACGCUGAGAGUGCACAUCCGCAGCCAUACAGGUGAACGCCCUUACCAGUGCCCGUACUGCGACAAGGCCUUCAGCAAGAAUGAUGGGUUAAAGAUGCACAUCCGUACACACACACGGGAAAAGCCGUAUAAAUGCAGCGAGUGCAACAAGGCCUUCAGUCAGAAGAGAGGACUGGACGAGCACAUGCGUACACACACGGGAGAGAAACCCUUCCAGUGUGACGUGUGCGACCUUUCGUUCAGUCUGAAGAAGAUGCUCAUCCGUCACAAGCUCACCCAUAAUCCCAACCGACCCAUGGCCGAGUGCUCCCUGUGCCACAAGAAGUUCACCCGCAACGACUACCUCAAAGUGCACAUGGAGAACGUCCACGGAGAGAUCGAGGGGUAGACUUACACUCCCCGGUCUGAUGUUUGAUGUGAAUAUUAUGUAAAGCUCGUGAGCAUGUCUGUAUGAGUUUAUUAUGUUUUGUUUUGCAUUGUGCUGCUGCCAAACGGCUGGUUUAUGAUGUGCAUGUUCUUAAUAAGGGGGUUUAUGUUUGUGAAACUUGAGCAGAAGUUGCAAAAACAUCUUAAUGUUUGAAUCAUUAUAUAGCAGCAGCUACAUUAGCUGCACUGAUGAAGCACGAUGUUUUUCAAAUGCUCUCUGACAUUGAUAAAUGAUAUGUCAAUCCAGUUUAUCUGGUCUUCCUCGUCUUCCACAAGUCCUGCCUUAACACCUUCAGUGUCGUCCUGUGGGUGCAUCAUCACACCCAGAGUUACAUAACUCAGACCUUAGUGUAAUUCAGUAGCUCUGUUUCUGUUCUGGCCAUCUUGUACGCUUACUCAGUGGUCUUCGUCUUCCUCUGUCAGAUUGUUAGUUUAAUUAUACAGGAUUAAAAUCCUAGAGAGACUUUGGUACCAUCUAACUAUCCCACUUUGACCUGUUUGUGAAAAGGUGAUCAACAAAUGAUGGUGCUGUUGGUAAGCCAGUAAUGAUUCUGUAACAAGGAAUCAUUAAGAGUGAAUGAGUAGCUAAUCACUUUAUUCAUACUCUAAGAACUCAAGUGUUUGAAUCAUGAAUUUGACCAAAAUAUAUCGUUUGUAGUAUUUUUGUACACCACUCUGUGUGUAUAAGAGGUUAUCGCUUUAGCUAUAUAGCUUUAAUGUAUAAGCUAUAGCUUGUAGCUAUAAGGACAGUGGUGGGCAGAGCUUGUGGGUUUUAAGCCUGACUCUGGCAUGCUUGAACAAGGGUCUUAACCUGUACAAUGUCUGACCCUGUGCUCUGACCCCAGCUUCUCAAAAGAACUAGCGUAUGCAGAAAAAGCAUUUCUUUGUACUGUACAUGUGUAUACAGUAUGUAUAUAUGACAAUAUAAGGCGUUCCAUCUACCCUAGAUUAUCAUUAUCAUGAGCUGACAUUCAGUACCAAGCUAACAAAAACAAGCAUAUAAUGCAUUAUAGAUGUUACCUGCAAUAGAAACAAUCAGUAUUAUGGGAUCGCUUUUAUAUGUUCUGACUUAUUUAAAGACUGAAAACGUUUCCCACAUCCGUUUACAUAAAUUCGACCAAAAUCCAUAAUUUGUAGUAUUUUUAUACAUCGCUCUGCAUGUAGCAGCUCAUUCACGUGUACAAAGGUCGACUGCCUUGUCCGUAACCAGGCAUUUACCCACGAGCUUUAACUUCAUUUAAAUAAAUCCUGCCUAAUGUAAAGCUAUAGCUUUAGCUUAUAGGUACAGGGACAGUGGUGGGCAGAGCUUGUGGGUUUUAAGCCUGGCUCUGGCAUGCAGCCAUUGUUGGGCCCUUGAGCAAGGGCCUUAACCUGUACAAUGUCUGACCCUGUGCUCUGACCCCAUAUGCAGAAAAAGCAUUUCAUUGUACUGUACACAUGUUUAUAUGUAUAUACGACAAUAUAAGGUGUUCCAUCUGCUCUAGAUUAGCAUUAUCAUGAGCUGACAAGCUUAUAAUGCAUUAAAUAUGAGGGAUCUUCAAAAGGUUUCCGCACUUUUAUUUUUUUUUGUUGGAAGCGGUGAGGGUGUAGUAGGAGGAGCAGUAAUUGGUCGUGACUGAGAGACGCUUAUAGUCCGGAUUUAGCUCCAUCUGAUUUCCACCUUUUUGGACGGUCAAAGAAGCUUUAAGGGGAAGAAGAUUUUCAUGUGAUGAUGAUGUGAAACCAGCGGUGCAUCCGUGGCUACGUGCUCAACCCAAAACAUUUUUUUGCUGAUGGCUGGAAAAUGCAUCGCAAGGUGACCCUGAAGAACCCUCGUAGAUGUUGCCUGUAAUAGAAACAUUCAGUGAUAUGGAAUCGCUUUUAAACGCUCUGAACUCUUAAGGACUGGAAACGUUUGUUUACACUUGGUGAGCUUUUGUCCAACAGUGGGUUUGGUUUUCAGGCUGCAGCGAGAUGUUUCCCCGUCCCUUAUUCCACAUUUUUCUGUGUUUACAUGGAGACUGAACUGAAUGAUGUUUUGCUGAAUGGAUGCUCAUGUACUGAUGCAGUAUUUAGACUCAUAAUGGGAGCAAUGCAAUAUGUUACUUUGCAAUAUUAAACAUGGUAUAAUGUUUUAAAUACGAUACAUUCCUGAUCAAAAGUGUUCAUAGUUUUGUGUUAUGAAUCAUUAUUAAGAAAAAAAUACAUUUAUUAAUUAUUGUUCUGACUAAAAAAGGUGCUGAAUGAUGUUUGCCGCCAGUGUUAUGAAAGAUUAAAUAUGCAGCUAAAAUAUUAAAUAUGUGACAGAUACAC